AUGCCGGUGCAAGAGUCUGUCGACAUGUCGGCCGCCUGGUUGGCCCACGCGCCUCCUCCGCCGCCGCCGACCACGGACGUUCGAAAGCCUCGCCGAAGCUCCUCCUACGAGCCCAUGUCGGCCAAGUCCGCCGGACAGAUGAACGACACCCACACGCGCGGUGGCUAUCUUCCUCCCAGCUCGCAUUCUCCCGAACCACCACGUCAACGCAGAACGUCUGUCGAGGAGCUCAAAAGCGCCGCUGCCUCGUCCUCGACGCCAUCCUCGCCUGUUAAGCGUGCGCGGUCCAAGGUCGCUUCCAACCCGGUGCCCCCCGCACCGAGUGCCUUUUACAAUUACCAACACCAGCUGCAGCAGCAGCAGCAGCAAAUGCAUCGCCAGAGAGAGCAGUCGGCUCCCACUCCGUCUCAGCCUCCGCAUCCACCAGCACACGAAUUCACCUAUAUGCAGCCACAGACACACCCACAGCCACCGCCGCAAUCCGUCGCCAUGACAUAUAGUCACUCGGACGCCGCAACGGCCCCAGUCCACCCGGGUUACGCAAGAGAACGCCGUGACAGCGCUCCGGCUUCCACGUUCGCCAACACGCAGCCACCUUACAAUGUCGCCUAUUCCCCGCAGAACCCGCAGCACCCUCAACACGCGUCGGCCGUUUCGCCCGUCUACACCUCUCCCUACGCAACCACGUCGGGUCCACCAGUCGCCGUUCAAGCCUAUGCCGCCCCGGCCCCCGGCGGCUACGCCCCCCACAGCAUGGUACCCGCCUCCCAUCUCCAACACUUGGCCUCGCAUGCCCAGCAAUACAGCGUGCCCGCACACCAACACCAGCACUGGCUGCCACCACAGCCGGCUCAGCCUGCAACGCAACCAGGCGUGCCGCACCACUACUAUACCGCCGCUCCCGUCCCGCCUGCAUCGGGACACCCCUGGGAUGCACAUGCAGUGAACGCCACUCCACCUCAACAAGCAGGCAUGGCCUUCCCUACAACGACAAACGCCAUGCCUCCCAUCACCUCGCCCGAGAUGCACACGUUCCCCGCCACACAGAUGAGCCCUACACCAGGCGGCGCACCCAAUGGCGCCCAAGUGCCCCCUCCAGUCGUCUCGCAUGCUGCAUAUGCGUCCGACUUGAGCAGGCAAUCCACCAUUUCAUCCGUCGGAUCGGUUCGCAGACCCCUGCCCCAGCCGACGCGCACCUCCUCCAAUCCAUCGGCUCCUGGCUCGCCCUCGACGGGCACUGUUGGUCUCAACAAUCGUGCCAGCGUGCGACGCGACCUUCCUCGGCUGCCCCCGGGUUCGCCAGCAACCAUAUCGGCGGCUUCCACUUUUGCUUCUUCCAACCUCGCCAAAAGAGACAACAGCAGUCCCGGAUCGCCCGACGCGGCCACCAUGUCGAGACUUCCUCCCGCCGCCUUGAACCGGACGGAAAGCGUCAGACUAGCGGCAGAAGCCCUCAUGGCGCGCGGAGCACCACAGCGACGACCACUGCGCUCCCCACUCGCGAGCACCACCUUUUCCCCCCCUUUGCCACCCACCAGGAUGGCAGCAAGUCCGCUGGCGCAAAGCAGCCCGCUUCCAUCCAGCCAGAGCGAGCCCGCCACAGCCGGCACUGGCGCAUCUGCUGCUCGCACUGCAGCACAGUACACGGCAGAAGUGACGGCGCCAUCGAAUCCACGUGGAGAGCCCCAGUCGAGCCAAAGCGACGGAUCCAUUCUGGCGAGCUCGGUCGGCUCGAGAACCAGCCCAUCUAGCGCGCAGCCGGCGAACGGAUACCCUCACCACGCUCAGCAUGGCGCGACCUCGGCGCCUGCACGUUACCAAGAUGCCAUGAACCAGGCUGCGCAGUACAACCAGCCGCAGGCGCCCGCGCAGAAUCACGCCGCACAGCGCCAGUCGACGGACGAGCUGGCCACAUCGAUAAACAAGAUGAGCGUCAGCCAGCCGGCCGCCUCGCCAGCCCCAGCAAAGGUGGAGCAGCCCGCAGCGUCCAUCCCGGUCUUUAGCUUCGACGCGCCGGAGGCCGAGCCGGAAAGACCCAGACGCCGACGAGGCAGCAGCGUUUCGCGAGCGUCACCCACACCGGGCCACAAGGUGAUUCAGCAUGCAACAGCGCCUUCAGCCGUACCCACCAUCGUUCUGCCCGGCGAUGACGACGCUUUCGACGGUCCAUCAAUCCAGGUCUCGGGACCCGACGGCGAUAACGGCGGCACGGGCUCAGCACCCAUGAUCUCGAUCAGCACCGAUGACGACGAUGCGCGUUCCCAGACGAGCAAUGGCAGCCGGGGUCCGGCAAUCUCGGUGUCGUUCUUGGGCGAGCCUGCAGCCAAGUCUCAGAGGGCUGGCACGAGCCAUUCGCCCUCCUCGACUCCGUACGGCAAGAAAGACGCCGACAGUGGACGCGUGUCGGCGUCGUCGGUCGGCAGCGGCGCGGGCUGCCACGGCUGUCGCAAGUGGAUCGCCGGCAAGGUGGUGCAUGCGCUCGGCACGACUUUCCACCCGAGCUGCUUCGUGUGCGCGCACUGCUCCGAGGGCCUCGAGCACGUGGCCUUCUACGAGCACGAGGGGCUGCCGUACUGCCACUUUGACUACCACGAGCUGUUCUCCAAGCGAUGCUUCCACUGCCGCACGCCCAUCGUGGACGAGCGGUACAUCACUGUGCAGGACGACGAGCUCACCGGCCAGGACGGCGAGACCAACGAGCGGUGCUACCACGAGCUGCACUUCUUCUGUGCCAACUGCGGUGAUCCGUUCUUGGAUCCCAAGGUGGCCGGCUCGGCCGCGGGUUCCGAUCCGGGUCAGUUGGCCGCGGACGAGAACGGCAAGAUCAAGCACGGCGGCAUGGAAUUCAUCGUGCACAAGGGCUAUCCGUACUGCGAAAAGUGCCACGUGUCGCUGCACAAGCCGCGAUGCAAGGCGUGCAAGAAGCCCAUCGUGGACGACCUCAUCUCGGCGCUCGGAGGCAAGUACCAUCCGGAGUGCUUUACGUGCACGGCAUGCGCGCAGCCGUUCUCCGACACGCAGUUCUUCGUCAAGGACGCCAAGCCAUACGACGAGGAGUGCUACAAGGUGCUGCUGCGCAACAUGAUCUGA
Molecule: messenger RNA, 3090 nt
Organism: Moesziomyces aphidis
Lineage: Eukaryota; Fungi; Basidiomycota; Ustilaginomycetes; Ustilaginales; Ustilaginaceae
Source: the annotation of a GenBank genome assembly